Messenger RNA from Coregonus sp. 'balchen', 13456 nucleotides. NCBI's taxonomy places the organism in Eukaryota, Metazoa, Chordata, Actinopteri, Salmoniformes, Salmonidae. The record is from the annotation of a GenBank genome assembly.
AUAGGGUGCCAUUUGGGACGUAAUGCCUCUUGUCUUUCAUUCUCUAUGUUACCUGUAUGUUCCCAAUAUACCAAAGGAAAGGACAGUCAGGAGAUGACUCUUCACUCCACUGGGGUUGACCUACCUGAAAACUAGCACAGAGGGUAAGAGACAUUCUGAUUUCAUAUGAGUAAUAUUAAAAUGUUGUCUAAUAUGAUGAAUAUUACAAAUUACUACACAACAUGAAUUACAUAUUAUACAACAGCACUAUAAAAUUUAAGCCACAACUGAUCUAGUACAAACUUAGUUAUAGAUGAUUAUCUUUAACCCCAGACAAUUACAUGCCCAAGAAAAACGUUUUUUAUGUUGUCACAAUUCAAACGUCAUUUUGAGCAGCUCUGUUUUACUGUGUUUACAGAACUCCUAUCCAAAACAGAAUGAAGUCGCCAGUUCUUGUGACAUGUUUUGUGGGACUGUGUAUGUGGCACAUUGCACUGUCACUGAAAAUCUGCGCCUUCAACGUUCAGAGCUUUGGCGAGGCGAAAGCUAAAAACAAAAAGGUUAUGGGAAUUCUGAUCAAGGUAGGAGUAAGAGACAAGAAGUGUGAAGACAGCUACUACUAAACAACUAAUCCAGACAGCUACUACUAUACAACUAAACUAGACAGCUACUACUAAACAACUAAACUAGACAGCUACUACUAAACAACUAAUCUAGACAGCUACUACUAAACAACUAAUCUAGACAGCUACUACUAAAUAACUAAACUAGACAGCUACUACUAAACCACUAAACUAAACAGCUACUACUAAACCACUAAACUAGACAGCUACUACUAAACAACUAAUCUAAACAGCUACUAAUAAACAACUAAUCUAGACAGCUACUACUAAACAACUAAACUAGACAGCUACUACUAAACUACUACUAAACAACUAAACUAAACAGCUACAACUAAACAACUAAUCUAGACAGCUACUACUAAACAACUAAACUAAACAGCUACAACUAAACAACUAAACUAGACAGCUACUACUAAAGCACUAAACUAGACAGCUACUACUAAACCACUAAACUAGACAGCUACUACUAAAGCACUAAACUAGACAGCUACUGAUAUACAACUAAACUAAACAGCUACUACUAAACAACUAAACUAGACAGCUACUACUAAACAACUAAACAGCUACUACUAAACCACUAAACAGCUACUACUAAACUAGAGAUCUACUACUAAACAACUCAACUAGACAUCUACUGCUAAACAACUAAACUAGACAUCUACUGCUAAACAACUAAACUAGACAGCUAUGGGAGAACAAGAAUGAAGAGCGACCAACCAUACACUAUGUUUAUCACCAUUGAAUUAGAACGUCACAAACAGAGUAUGUGAGCUGAACAGAGCUGGAGAGGAGUUGAGCGUGCCCAAUGUGACUGGAGCGUGGAGCGAGAUUCCCAAAGGCUGGAGCGUCUGUCGGCGUUCUUGCCCGCUCCAAUAGCGCUCAGGGCACGCACGCCCCAGCAUGCAUUUCUAGUCUACUUGUGUGCUGCUAAUAGCUCUUGCUUUAACUACUGUCUUGGGAGUUCGCACAGGUGCUAAACCAAGGCGACUUACAAAGAUGAGGACCAAGAGCAAGAGAGGGAGUGCGGUGAUGUAAUGUCCGCUGUUAUGUGUUAGGCUUGGAUGCCACCUGCUGGUAUGGUGCUAAACUGUUGCCAUUGCCGUUGUUCUACGGGCGGGAUAUGGCAGUUGUUACACGAUGGCUACAUGAAACAUCCACAACUAAAGAAUCAUUGUGGGAUCUUAAAAGACACUUAUCCCAAAAGUAUGAUGGUGUACUUAUUACUACAUGCUGAAAGAAAGGAAUGAGGUGGGUAGAUAACUAAGUGUGUCAUUGUAGCAAAGUAUUUAUAAACUAAAGAUCAGAUCUCUUAAACGUUUCGUUCAUUUUCGUUCUAUUAUCCAUACAAUAUGCCAUAAUUGAUUUUGGCCCAAUAGGCCUGCCAUAUUCCCACGUUCAAGGAGCUUUCCGUUUUGAUUGCUUUAUUUUGCUUAAAAACCUUUAGGCCUACCUAUAGAAACAUUUAAAAACAGCUCUGCAUCUCUGCCCAGCCUGGCAAGAGUGGCCAAAGGGGUGUAUAGCAUCCCCAGUGGCUCUGCAAAGGUGGAGAGGAUAUUCUCAGCUGCUGGCCGGCUCUCCAGGCACCAUGGAGAGGAUGUUCUCAGCUGCUGGCCUGCUCUCCAGGCACCAUCACAUGAGCCUGAAGCUACAGACUGGCCACACUUUGAAUUUUAAAAAUGAAUUCAAAGGCACUAAUAAGUCAUUUUUCGUUUAAUUUGUAUUUAAUUCUAAGUAAGUCACAGCCUAUAUGCUUCUGCACAGGUCCUAAUCCAGGCACUUGUCAUCUCCCGUCUGGAUUACUGCAACUCGCUGUUGGCUGGCCUCCCUGCCUGUGCCAUUAAACCCCUACAACUCAUCCAGAAUGCCGCAGCAGUUCUCUCACGUCACCCCCCUCCUCCGCACACUCCACUGGCUUCCAGUUGAAGCUCGCAUCCGUUACAAGACCAUGGUGCUUGCCUAUGGAGCUGUGAGGGGAACGGCACCUCCGUACCUUCGGGCUCUGAUCAGUCCCUACACCCAAACGAGGGCAUUGCGUUCAUCCACCUCUGGCCUGCUGGCCCCCCUACCUCUGCGGAAGCACAGUUCCCGCUCAGCCCAGUCAAAACUGUUCGCUGCUCUGGCACCCCAAUGGUGGAACAAGCUCCCUCACGACGCCAGGACAGCGGAGUCACUCACCACCUUCCGGAGACAUUUGAAACCCCACCUCUUUAAGGAAUACCUGGGAUAGGAUAAAGUAAUCCUUCUCUCCCCCCCCCCCCCCCCCCCCCCCCCAAAAAAAAAAAACGUGUAAAGUGGUUUUCCCACUGGCUAUAGGGUGAAUGCACCAAUUUGUAAGUCGCUCUGGAUAAGAGCGUCUGCUAAAUGACGUAAAUGUGCCCUUGAGCAAGGCACUUAACCCUAAUUGCUCCUGUAAGUCGCUCUGGAUAAGAGCGUCUGCUAAAUGACUAAAAUGUAAAAAUGUAAAUGUAAUAUGCACAAUUUAUAGACUAUAAUGAUUUAAUACAACGAAAUGUUGUUUAAAUGCUGAGCCCUUUAUGUCCCUACCAGCCUAUUGUGUUGCACUCGCAAAUGCUUCACGAUGUAUUUCUUUGUAGGCUAUAGGCUUUAAAUAAUAUAGCCUAAAUAAAUCAUUUUCGUUCGUUCUUAGGCUCCCUGUCUGGCUCCUGACCUAUUUAUAGUGUUUAUAUGCUGUUUAAUAUGACAUGUAGCCUAUUUGAAAUUAUGUUCGCUUCUAACGUUCGCCUUUUCAUGUUUAUUCACAUACUUGUAAUUCAAAUCCAUAUGGUUUGGUUUCAAUACUUAAAAACCAAUUGAUAGGUCCAGGUAGUCACAAAAAUAGAUGGGUGUUGGUUAAAUUGUGAUUUUAAUGAAUGAAGCGAAUUUGGAGAGAGUUUUUUUUUUCUGUGAGUGUGGAGCGGUUUUUAGCAGAGCAGUAGGAAAGACAUGGAGCACCGGAGUGGUGGGAUUUCCAACCGCUCAACUCCGCUCACAUGCUUUGGUCACAACUAUUCUGUGUUCAUUAUUAUGGUAUUUUGAUAUCCAACAAUAUAACCAAAAGCUGUUUCCCUCCCCUCUCCCCAGAUUCUUGCUCGCUGUGACCUGUGUUUGAUCCAGGAGGUUCGAGAUGCUAAAGGUGAAGCCAUACCUACACUGGUGAAGGAUCUUAACAGGUACAUAACAAGGGGGGUCUUUAAAUUGCUUUGUUGACCUUCGGUGAUCUUUUAAAUGUGUGUUAUGUUUUUAGAUAUGGAUGAGGCAGAGAGAGUCAGGUUAACAUGUUUACUGAGGUAACAUGGCAACAACACAGGUCAAAUACAGCAGGGUCCUUUACCUUCAUAUAGAAUUAACCCUUUAUAAGACAUUUACAGUAUGUUGAGAUUUAAGUCUUAUCAUGAUUAGGGUUCUAAUCUUCACCUGAUGUCUGUUUGCCAUUCCACCAUCAGCUUUGACAAAUCACAUGCAUACUCCUACAUAGAGAGUAUGAGACUGGGGAAGAACACGUACAAAGAGCAAUAUGUCUACAUUUACAAGUAAGCCAUUACGUUUUUUACACAGGCUUACAAUACACUCUACAUUUUUGAGAUAAGAAUUUUUGAAACACUGCAGUGUUUCAGUACUGCAGCACUCCUCUCUGUGGAUUGAUUGGAUGGUUGAUUGAUUAAUUGAUUGGCUUGAAUCAUCUCUAGGAAAGAUGUGCUGCAGGUCCGAGAGCAUUGCCAGUAUCCUGAGCUAGAGAGAGGAGAGGGGACGAACAACGACACCGAGGUUUUCUCCAGAGAGCCUUUCAUUGUCCGGUUUCACUCGCCCACUACCUGUGAGAACCUUCAAUAGAUCAAUCACUGUCUUAAGUUAAAAUGUGAUGUCAUCUCAUAUCAUGCAAUCUGGAGACAGGAACGUGCCAUGUGUUAAAGGAUUGUAGGAUACCUUAUACAGAUAGUUCUAGCCUGGUCUCACAUCUGUUUGUGCUGUCUUGCCAGCCAUUGACCAUAGGGGUUGUCAAAACAGCACAAAUCAGUGUUGUGUUCGAGACCACCUAAAGCGAGACCGUUUCAAGACCGGAGGGGGGGGGGGGGAGAGACCGAGUCAAGACCGAGACCGAGACUGGGAGAGGGACGAGGGGUUCGAGACCCAGUAAAGAACGAGUCCAACUCAAGACCAUGAUUGUACUAACUCGUGACUGCCGGUAAUACAGUCACCGUAACAGCCCUAGGUGGGACCAUUUUUACAAAAAUAUUUGGAAACUUCUGCCACAGAGUUUCUAAACCUAGUUGUACAACAUCGCGAGACUUCCGAAACAGACCAAACAGACCAGGCUAGGGGUUUGGGGUUUGAGAAGUCAAUGAGAGAAAUUAAAAUUAGUUGUACAUUCUUUUUUUCUAGAAAUCUAAAGGCACGACAUAGAUUCGAGCCAAUGUCUUAAGUAGUUGAAUAUGUUAUUACUCUAACCUCGUGAAAGUGACAAAAUAACAAAUUUUUUAUCAAAAACAACUUUAUAUCGAAGGAGUGACUUUUGAUUUGACGGCCUGCACAUGCGCAGUUCGGCGCGAGACGACCGUUAGAUCCGAUGACGUGUUUCUACACAUGAGCUUAGCUAGCCAAUGUCGCCAUGACAUCGCCUACAAGUGUGAUCAGGGAUUUCUAUUGGAGAAGCGCAAUAGCGAGCAGUAGUUUACCCACGGUCUAGCUAGCUAGCUUUUGUUUUAGGCUAGUGUGCAGCGGCUGCAGCAGGUGUUAUCGAAGAGGAUGUUGUUGCUAAUUUGUUAGCUUCGCCCUUUUGAAGAUUAACUUUCAACAAGAAGUUAAGCUUCAAAUGAUCAUCAUCUGGUGAGUGGAACCGUGCUUUUUGUUGCGGUGCGCUUACUGUUGUUAGCCAAUCUCUUUGAAAAUAACUUAUGUGUGUGAAACGUUGUUGAAUUUAAGCUUUAGAUCACUGGUUACUUUGUGUGCUGAAUGAUUUUUUUUGUUGUUGUUGCAAUGGGAAGUAAUAGUUGUACAUUUCAAUUGGGAAAUGCUUAGCCUAAUGGUUGUGUUUUUGUAGUCUUAUGAUUGGGACCUACUGGCCCUUUUUUUGUCCAAGUGAACGGACUGCUUAUCCUUUAACAUCAUGCUGUGUGACUGCUUAUCCUUUAACAUCAUGCUGUGUGACUGCUUAUCCUUUAACAUCAUGCUGUGUGACUGCUUAUCCUUUAACAUUAUGCUGUGUGUGACUGCGGUCUUCCCAUCAUCCCCAUGUGUUUUACUAGAAAAGUCUCUCUCCUACAUGGAGUAUUACAGUCGCUGUCCUUACAGCAUCACAAGCCUGUCACACACAUCCUGUUGUCGCUUUUGGUGAUAGUGAUGGCGUUAGGUCCUCUGUAGCUCAGCUGGUAGAGUGCAGCGCUUGUAACGCCAAGGUAGUGGGUUCGAUCCCCGGGACCACCCAUACACAAAAAUGUAUACACGCAUGACUGUAAGUCGCUUUGGAUAAAAGCGUCUGCUAAAUGUCAUAGUAUUAUUAUCAUAGGUUGUGUAAGCAGUGUUGUUGUUUUUGGUAUUGUAUUAGGAUCCCCAUUAGCUGUUGCGAAAGCAGCAGCUACUCUUCCUGGGGUCCACACACAACAUGAAACAUUACUUAAUACAGAACAUUAAUAGACAAGAACAGUUCAAGGACAGAACUACAUACUUUUAAAAACUGCACACAUAGCCUACAUAUCAAUAAAUACAACAAAAAAAAAAUCUAGGUCAGAUUGAGGAGAGGCGUUGUGCCGUGAGGAGUUGCUUUAUCUGUUUUUUUGAAACCAGGUUUGCUGUUCAUUUGAGCAAUAUGAGAUGGAACGGAGUUCCAUGCGACAAUGGCUCUAUAUAAUACUGUACGCUUUCUUUUACGGACUGUGUUGUUGGACUAUGUGGACUAUGUUGUAGGUAGCAUUAUCCCCGUGGGGUGCUAUCUCUGUUUGAGUGGCAGCUCGAAGCUCGGCUCAGCCUCAGGCCUGUUUGACUAAGCAUUAAGUGAUUUUAUGUGUCUGUUCAUUUUCUUGAUUUCUUUGUUUGGGGUCCAAUAGCCACAGUUCAGCACUGCCCAAACAUGUCUAUAUAAAGACUGUUACAAUUCCCCCCAGUGGUCUCCCCCUUACUAAUACUGAGUGCACAACUUUCAAACAGUUCCCCCCACUCCUCCCUACCAGCCGGAGUAUGUGAGCUGAGCGUAGCUGGAGCAGAGCUAGGAGUCCAAUUUGACUGGAGCGCAAAGCGAGAUUCCCAAAGGCUGGAUGUAGGCCUUCUCGCCAGCUCCAAUUUCGCUCCAAGUAGCGCUCACUUCAGGAGCUCAGGGCAUGCCCGACCCAGCAUGCAAUUGUAGUCUUCUUGUUUGCUGCUAAUAGCCCCUUGCUUUAGUUACUGUCAUGGAUGUUCGCUAAAUAUUUUCACAAAGAAACUGAUAAAACACACAGGUGCUAAAUCAAGGUGACUUACAAAGAUGAGGACCAAGAGCAAGAGAGGGAGUGCGGCGAUGUUGUGUCCGCUGUUAUGUGUUAGGGUUGGAUGCCACCUGCUGGUAUGGUGCUAAACUGUUAGGUUAUAGACCAGAUGCCAUUGUUCUACGCGCAGGAUAUGGCAGUUGUUACACGCUGGCUACAUGAAACAUCCACAACUAAAGAAUCAUUGUGGGAUCUGAAAAUACACUUAUUGGUGUACUUAUUACUACGUGCUGAAAGAAAGGAAUGAGGUGGGUAGAUAACUAAGUGUGUCAUUGUAGCAAAGUUUUAAUAAACUAAAAAUCAGAUCUCUUAAACGUUUCGUUCAUUUUCGUUCUAUUACCUAAACAAUAGGCCAUAAUUGAUUUUGGCCCAAAAGGCCCUAUUUGAAAUUAUAUGUUCGCUUCUUACAUUCAACUUGUUUAUUCAAAUACUUUUCAUUCAAAUCCCAUAUGGUUUCGUUUCAAUACAUAAAAAAAACAAAUGGAAGGUCCAGGUAGUCACAAAAAUAGAUGGGUGUUGGUUAAAUUGUGAUUUUAAUGAAUGGAGCAAAUUUGGAGCGGGAGUGGUUUUUGAGUGUGGAACGGUUUUUAGCAGAGCAUUAGGAGAGGACCGGAGCAGAUCAGUGAUGAGCUGGAUUUCCAACCACUCAACUCACAUACUCUGCUACCAGCGAGCGAGACAAAGUUUGAGGAUAUUUUUUUUCAACGAAAGCAGAGAACGAACAGUAAUGUUACGAGUAAAGUAGGAGGUCCAGGUUUCAAUAGGCGAUAAGAUAUUGUUUUCAUCAACGUGUAUAUAUUUGGCCCGGUGAAGCGGUUUUAUGCGCUGACUGAAUGGAAGCUGAUCAUUACCUGUAUGAGUUUUUUUUACUCCUUCUACUUCACCAGCUGUCAUCAUCUGCAGCUCUAUGUUGAGGAACAUCACGGUUCCCGGGGCAAAAACCCUGUGCUAUCCCGGAGCACGGGUACAGGACAUCACAAGGUUGUUUCCUACCGUUCUACGACAGCUGCCAGGGGAUGACGCUGUUGUAGUCCAUGUGGGGGUCAAACGACAUAAGGAGGGCUAGCUCGGAACUGCUGAACAUUUAUUUUUAAAUAAUUGAUUCUAGCUCUGAAAUAUGCUGUUGAAGUAAUAUGGCUACAGGUUCACCUGCCUCACCCAAAGCCCAUUCUGGUGGGAGGCUGCUAUAGACCACCAAGUGCUAACAGUCAGUAUCUGGGUAAUGUGUGUCAAAUGCUUGAUAGUAUAUUUGAAAUCAACAGAGAGGUAUAUUUUCUGGGUGACCUAAAAAUUGACUGGCUUUCAUUUACAUUUACAUUUAAGUCAUUUAGCAGACGCUCUUAUCCAGAGCGACUUACAGGAGCAAUUAGGGUUAAGUGCCUUGCUCAAGGGCACAUCGACAGAUUUUUCACCUAGUCGGCUCGGGGAUUAGAACCAGCGACCUUUCGGUUACUGGCACAACGCUCUUAACCGCUAAGCUACCUGCCGCCCCUUUCACCUGCCGCCCCUUUCAUCAAGCUGCCCACUCAAGAAAAAGCUUCAAACUGUAACCAGUGUCUGCAACCUGGUUCAGGUUAUCAGUGAAUGUACCAGGAUAUUUACAAACAGCACAGGAAUUAAAUCAUCCACAUGUAUUGAUCAUAUCUUUACUAAUACUGCAGAACUCUGCUCUAAAGCAGUAUCCAACUCCGUCGAAUGUAGUGAUCACAAUAUAGUAGCCAUAUCUAGGAAAACCAAAGUUCCAAAGGCUGGGCCUAAUACAGUGUAUAAGAGGUCAUACAAUACGUUUUGUAGUGAUCCCUAUGUUUAAGAUCUGUGGUGUGUAAUGAGGAGCAACCAGACGCUGCACUUGACACAUUUAUGAAAUUGCUAAUAAGCAUGCACCCAUUAAGAAAAUGACUGUAAAAACUGUUAAAUACCUGUGGAUUGAUGAGGAAUUAAAAAAUGGUAUGGUUGAGAGGGAUGAAGCAAAUAAGUCUGGCUGCACAGCCGUUUGGCAAACGUACAGUAAAUUGAGAAAUCAUGUGACUAAACUGAACAGAAAGAAGAAUAAAACUGCACUAUGAAACAAUGAUAAAUUAAGUAAAUUAUAUAAAGAAUGAUAGUAAGAAGCUUUGGAGCGCUUUAAAUGAAAUUUUGGGCAAAAAGGCAAACUCCGCUCCAUCAUUCAUUGAAUCAGAUGGCUCAUUCGUCACAAAACCCACUGAUAUUGCCAACUACAUUUAAUUAUUUUUUUUCAUUGGCAAGAUUAGCAAACUUAGACAUGACAUGCCAGCCACAAAUUCUGAACCUUCAUAUCUAUGCAUAACUCACCAAGAAAAACAUUUGUAAUUUUGCAUUCUGUAAAGUGAGUGUGGAAGAGGUGAAAAAAGUAUUGUUGUCUAUCAACAAUGACAAGCCACCUGGGUCUGACAACUUGGAUGGAAAAUUACUGAGGAUGAUAGCGGACGAUAUUGCCACUCCUAUUUGCCAUCUCUUCAAUCUAAGGAUACAGGAAAGUGUGUGCCCUCAGGCUUGCAGGGAAGAAAAAGUCAUUCCACUACCCAAGAAUAGCGAAGCACCCUUUACUGGCUCAAACAGCCGACCAAUCAGCCUGUUACCAACCCUUAGUAAACUUUUGGGAAAAAAUGGUGUUUCACCAGAUAUUUCACAGUAAACAAAUUAACAACAGAUUUUCAGCACGCUUAUAGGGAAGGGCAUUCAACAUGUACGGCACUUACACAAAUGACUGAUGAUUGGCUGAGAGAAAUUGAUCAUAAAAAGAUUGUGGGAGCUGUUUUGUUAGACUUCAGUGCAGCUUUUGACGUUAUCGAUCAUAAUCUGCUGCUGGAAAAACGUAUGUGUUAUGGCUUUACAUCCCCUGCUAUAAUGUGGAUCGAGAGUUACUUGUCUAACAGAACACAGAGAGUGUUUUAAUAAUCCAGGUAGAGUCAGGCAUUCCCCAGGGCAGCUGUUUAGGCUGUUUUCCAAAUGUGUGGCAAGAAAUACGUUUGUCCUAAAUAUUUCUAAAACUAAAAGCAUUGUAUUUGGGACAAAUCAUUCACUAAACCCUAAACUUAAACUAAAUCUUGUAAUGAAUAAUGUGGAAAUUGAGCACAUACUUCUCCCCAUCUUAGCUACUGUUGUAUCAAUAUGCUUUGACCAUGACAGUCUACAAUCCAGGGUUACUCCAAGCAGUUUAGUCUCCUCAACUUGCUCAAUUUCCACAUUAUUCAUUACGAGAUGUAGUUGAGGUUUAGGGUUUAGUGAAUGAUUUGACCCAAAUACAAUGCUUUUAGUUUUGGAAAUAUUCAGGACUAACUUAUUCCUUGCCAACCAUUCCGAAACUAACUGCAACUCUUUGUUAAUAAUAAUAAUAUGCCAUUUAGCAGACGCUUUUAUCCAAAGCGACUUACAGUCAUGUGCGCAUACAUUUUUACGUAUGGGUGGUCCCGGGGAACGAACCCACUUCCCUGGCGUUACAAGCGCCAUGCUCUACCAAUUGAGCUACAGAGGACCACAGGACCACAUAUUUCAGUUGCUGUAGUAGCUGACGUGUAUAGUGUUGAGUCAUCCGCAUACAUAGACACACUGGCUUUACUCAAAGCCAGUGGCAUGUCGUUAGUAAAGAUCGAAAAAAGCAAGAGGCCUAGACAGCUGCCCUGGGGAAUUCCUGAUUGAAGGUCCCCAAGAACACAGUGGCCUCCAUCAUUCUUAAAUGGAAGAAGUUUGGAACCACCAAGACUCUUCCUAGAGCUGGCCACCCGGCCAAACUGAGCAAUCUGGGGAGAAGGGCCUUGGUCAGGGAGGUGACCAAGAACCCGAUGGUCACUCUGACAGAGCUCCAGAGUUCCUUUUUGGAGAUGGGAGAACCUUCCAGAAGGACAACCAUCUCUCCAGCACUCUACCAAUCAGGCCUUUAUGUAGAAUGGCCAGACGGACGCCACUCCUCAGUAAAAGGCAAAUUGACAGCCCGCUUGGAGUUUGCAAAUGGCACCUAAAGGACUCUCAGACCAUGAGAAACAAGAUUCUCUGGUCAGAUGAAACCAAGAUUGAACUCUUUGGCCUGAAUGCCAAGCGUCACAUCUGUAGGAAACCUGGCACCAUUCCUACGGUGAAGCAUGGUGGUGGCAGCAUCAUGCUGUGGGGAUGUUUUUCAGCGGCAGGGACUGGGAGACUAGUCAGGAUCGAGGGAAAGAUGAACGGCGCAAAGUACAGAGAAAUCCUUGAUGAAAACCUUCUCCAGAGCACUCGGGACCUCAGACUGGGGCAAAGGUUCACCUUCCAACAGGACAACGACCCUAAGCACACAGCCAAGACAACGCAGGAGUGGCUUCGGGACAAGUCUCUGAAUGUCCUUGAGUGGCCCAGCCAGAGCCUGGAGUUGAACCCGAUCGAACAUCUCUGCAGAGACCUGAAAAUAGCUCUGCAGCGACGCUCCCCAUCCAAUCUGACAGAGCUUGAGAGGAUCUGCAGAGAAGAAUGGGAGAAACUCCCCAAAUACAGGUGUGCCAAGCUUGUAGCAUCAUACGCAAGAAUACUCGAGGCUAUAAUCGCUGCCAAAGGUGCUUCAACAAAGUACUGAGUAAAGGGUCUGAAUGCUUAUGUAAAUGUGAUAUAUAAAUAAAUAAUAUAUAUAUUAGCAAACAUUUCUAAAAACCUGUUUUUGCUUUGUCAUUAUGGGGUGUCGUGUGUAGAUUGAGGGGAAAAAACAAUUUAAUAAAUUUUAGAAUAAGGCUGUAACGUAACAAAAUGUGGGAAAAAGUAAAGGGUUCUGAAUACUUUCCGAAUACACUGUAGAUAUGUGGUAGUAGAGUAGUGGCCUGAUGGCACACACUUAAUGUGUGGUGAAAUCUGUUGUGAAAUGUAAUGUAAUGUUUUUUUAAUUGUAUAUAACUGCCUUAAUUUUGUUGGACCCCAGGAAGAGUAGCUGCUGACUUGGCAGCAGCUAAUGGGGAUCCAUAAUAAAUACAAAUAUUCCGCUGGUCUCGGCUGGUCUCGGGAAGAAAUGACAAGUCCUCACUGUCCGAGAGUCAAAAUGAGUCAAAAUGUAUCCGACACCGGGACAAGACCAAGACAGUCAAUAUGUGGUCUCGAGACUGGACUCGAGUAUUACAACACUGUUAGAAAUAGAUCUGGGACCAAGGCUAAGUCAAACUUUCAAAAUUAUUAAAUGACAUGACAGGAAUUUCUUUUAAAAUCUCUCCUUCUACAGUGGUGAAGGAUUUUGUCCUGGUGGGCCAACACACCUGUCCCAAAACAGCAAUGAAAGAGAUCGAUGAACUCUACACUGUUUUCAAUGGGAUCUGCAAGAAGUGGAAGACUGAGGUUAGUUGAUUUAAAUCGUUCAGAUAACAUUACUAGAAGCUCCUCAGAUUUCUCUAAUCUUAUUCCUUCCUCUUCUCCUGAUAAUUAACUAUUCCAUUGAGGUCAUUGAGGUCAACUUACUGUAACUUCCUGUUUUGUGUUUUGUUUUGUUUUGAUACGGUUCAUCCGUCCUCCUCUAGAAUGUGGUGAUCUUAGGGGACUUGAAUGCAGCCUGCAGCUACAUCACCGCCAGGGGCUUCAGAGCGGUGCGUUUGAGGAGCGACCCCAAGUUCCGCUGGCUGAUUAGAGAUGAACAGGAUACAACUGUCCGGCAGAAGACACACUGUGCAUACGACAGGUCAGGUGACCCACACAAUAGAAUCAUUGGACAAGACUUGUAUGUGUGCUGGUACAUGUGUUCUGUACGUUUUUAUCUGUGGGUGAAGCUUCUUCUUCUUCUUCUUCUUCUUCUUCUUACUAUAAUCAUGAUAUGCCUCGUCUCUAUAUACGUCCCACUCCAGGAUAGUUUCUUCUUACUAUAAUCAUGAUAUGCCUCCUCUCUAUAUACGUCCCACUCCAGGAUAGUUAUCCACGGCAGAGAGAUGAUCUGUGGGAUAGUUCCAGAUUCGGCUAAACCGUUCAACUUUAAAGAGGAGUUCCACCUUACCGAAGACGAGGUAACUUAACUUCUCAGACACUGACAUUUUGAAAUCAGUUGAAAUGUAUGAUAUAAGUUGAAAUCAACCUGUAUUCUUUUGAUUGACUGAUUUUAUAUUAUUUGUUUGUUUACAUUUAGGCGUUGGAAGUCAGUGACCACUUCCCAGUAGAAGUUGACCUGAAGCCCAACCAUCGGUACCUCCUGCGCCAUGAACUUUAGACCCCCCCCACUGCACCAUCAACAUUACGAACAACCAUUGCGAUCAUGUUUUUACUCCCGAUUAUUUCAGUUGUAUUUAUUUAUUUCAAUUUAUUUUAGGUACUUAAAUUAAAUGAUGUAGGAGUUUUGAAAAAAUUAUAGGGAUUGUUGUUGGAUUGUUGUUGGAAUUUAUACUGUAUCAAACUGUAUUUACUAUUAUGAAAAAUAAACAUGCUAUAUCUUUGUCUGCACAGAGA